Triticum dicoccoides is the source of this 2418-nucleotide messenger RNA. RefSeq lists its product as uncharacterized. Lineage: Eukaryota; Viridiplantae; Streptophyta; Magnoliopsida; Poales; Poaceae. The coding region runs from base 186 to 887 and encodes 233 amino acids. The transcript is spliced from 4 exons. The record is from RefSeq and is a predicted model, not a curated record.
UCCUCGAAAGCCCCUCGCUCGCACCGUCGCACGCCGCACCCCUCCUUCCCUCCUCGAUCUCUGUCCCUCAGCCGCCACAGCACGAAGCCACCUCUCCCUUGUGUGUGCGUGCUCAUCGCCACCUUUCCUCCCCGCUCCCCAUCAUUGCCCGACGCCUGCACCGGCUACCAUUUGAUCCAUGGCCGAUGGGAGAGUACAAGGCAGGGAAGGAUGACGCCAUCGACCCGUCGCUUAGAUUGAUGGCACAUGGGUUGGGUCUGGGCAGAAGGCCGGCGCCUGCGGGGGGAAAGCAGCAGGAGUUUGUGCAGCGGCAAAUGAUGCCAUGGUCGGCCGUGGAGGGAGGCUCGCCGGCCGGAGCAGCUGGAACAAGGAGGCAGGGUCGGCCAUGGAGGGAGGCCCACUGGCCAGAGCAGCAUGAGCAACUGCAGACGCUGGUCAGCCCGAUGCACCGCCUCAGCCCCGCCUCCUCUGCUGCGGCCCCCACGGUCGAGAGGGGCAGCUGCGCUGUAGCUGGCGACGAGUUCAGCGGCCGCCGCCUCCUCUCCUAUUCGAAUCCAGUGCCUAUGGGUUCUCCUCGGUUGGAUUGUUCAUCCUUCUUCGCCGGUGGUGUGCUUGUCUGUUGCAAUAACUUUCAUGCGCUGGAUGAACACUGCCGGUUGAGGUUUGUUUCUUCCCGUUGUCUCCUGCGUCCACUGUUGCAUCGUUCUGCCAUUGCGAUUGAGGUUAGUUUGCAUUCCAUUUGCUUGCAUGCAACGUCUUCGAUGAAAUGUGUGUGUGAUGAUGUUUCUUUUUUUUUCAUCUCGUUUUCCCUGCUGGUCCGCCUUGGUGUAGUCCUCUGUCUAGCCUACUUUCUUGGUCUGGUUCUGCUUUCUAGCUCUGGUAAUUAGCUGUUGUUUUUCUUGUCUGUUAGAAUGUGCCUGCUGUUUUUAUGCCCGUGUGUGCACCGUUAUGCAUGUAGUCUGACAGGUCUAUCAGUUUCAACGAUCUGCUAGGUUGCUGCAUCUGCAACUCUGUGCUGCUAUUCAAGGUUUGCUUGAUUCUUUAUUCCCUGCAUGCUUGUUCUUUCUCGCUACGCACAUGCUUCUCUUUCUCUAAGUACUGUAAUUUUGUUGUGCUGUCUCUAGCUACAUGCAUUUACCUUUCUUCAUCAGUCUAAUUGUCUAUUGAUGGGCCAUUCAUGUUAUGGUUAUGUGAACUUUAAGAUGUAAUAAUAUAUGGUGUUUAAAUUUUUAUUGUUUGUUUGCGCCUAUGAUUUUGCGUUACAGAGUCGUUCGAUGUCCAAGUUUCUAUAUUUUUUUACAAUGUUGCAGUCCAUUAGUUGCUUCAAUCCUGGUACACACUGGAUUGAAAAUAGGUCGUCCGUUUUUAUUGACUUUUUUUUGUACAUUGUGAAGUCAUGGCCCCGAUUUAUAUUCAUGUGUAGUUUGCUGUAUAGUUCAUGUAUGUUCUGUAAAGAGCAUGCAUAGCUAAUGGUUUAAUUCAUUUGUUCCUUCUUCAGAUGUUUCAUAUCGGUGCAUAUUUUAACUUGAUCCAUACCAUGCCAGUGAUUUUCUAAUAUUUGCCCAUAUCUUUUGGGCACAUAAUUAUGCUUCAGGAAGAUGUUAAAUAAGCUGGUUAGCUCUGGGGCAAAAGGGGUUAGCUCUGGGGCAAAAGGUCAGCAAAUCUGCUUGGCUGUUCCUCCCAAGGUGAUGAGAGAUUUCUUGUUGCAGAGUACAUGCCUAGAAAGACAUAUCUUCCACUGUAUGUUAACUGCUUGUGAGCAGGCCAGUACUUUACAAAUUUUACUACAGCAGCAAGGACGCUAUGCUUUGAAUAGUUGAGCCGCCCUCUGUUUUUCAUCCAUGGGCAGAGUAGAUGGAGGUGCAGUGGCUUAGGAUGUCAAGAUUCUACAACUUGAAAAACACAUCUAGGAUAUUCAAGUUGUGUGUGGCGCCACGGAGAAAGCUUGCUACUCCAGUCAACCAGUUACACGAGAAUCAUGAAUUGAUUUGUCAUUUCAUGUUUGCACUUCUAUUACAGUAGAACAACAUGUCAUAAACAUGGUGUUGGGCAUUGUUUGUCCAGUUCCCUUCAAAACAGAAGAGAUAGUAGAGAGUGGAUCCAUGACCGAGAAGACAACAACGCAAUGUUUGUUCAGCUCCUUUAAAGAAUGAAGGAAUUACAAUGCAUCUGACCUAUAAAGGGGCUAUGAAGGACAAACUGCUAUGGAUCCAGAGGAGUGGGAGGGGAGAGUUUACCAACAAGGCAUCAAGGACAAGGCGUGACGUAGAUUCCUAAGUCCCAGUUAACAUAGCAAAAUUGUAUAGAGAGAAUGCCCACAUUUUGCUAUUACAUAGUUUGAGGCUAUGUUUCUUUCAGUUUUCAUUAUUAAAAGGAUCCUUAUCAUUGCCAAACUAUCAAGCAUUUAUUUUCAAACAA